Lactuca sativa (garden lettuce) is the source of this 1833-nucleotide messenger RNA. RefSeq names its product splicing factor-like protein (gene ATO). Gene Ontology annotation, molecular function: RNA binding; zinc ion binding. Lineage: Eukaryota; Viridiplantae; Streptophyta; Magnoliopsida; Asterales; Asteraceae. Gene Ontology annotation, biological process: mRNA splicing, via spliceosome. The record is from RefSeq and is a predicted model, not a curated record. Gene Ontology annotation, cellular component: spliceosomal complex; nucleus.
UUGUUCCCUUCUUCUAAAACCCUCGUGGUCUCGAGAACCCUAGAUUGAAUCACACAGUGGAUAGAGAGCGGGAAGAUGUCGUCCACGCUGUUAGAGCUGACUAGAGCAGCUCACGAGGAAACUGAGAAAUUGGAGAGACUGAUAGUGAAGGAUCUACAGAAUGUACCGGCGUCGAACAAGGAUCGCCUCUCGCAAAGCCACCGUGUGCGCCAUAUGAUCGACCAAAUCACCUCCACUACUCACAAACUUAUUGAAAUAUAUGAAGACAAAGACAAUGCUAGGAAGGAUGAAAUCGCAGCCCUUGGUGGACAAACUGCAUCUGGGACUAAUGUUUUUAGUGCAUUUUAUGAUCGAUUGAAAGAGAUUCGGGAGUAUCACAGACGCCAUCCAUCAGCACGUGUCAUUGACACCACUGAUGAGUAUGAGGAAUUACUUCAAGAGGAACCACAACUUGAGUUCAGUGGAGAGGAAGCCUAUGGACGCUACCUAGAUAUGCAUGAGUUGUACAAUGACUACAUCAAUUCCAAGUUUGGAAAGCAACUUGAUUAUUCUUCAUACCUUGAAGUGUUUUCACAACCACAUACAAUCCCCCGGAAACUGAAAAUGACAAGGCAAUAUAGAGAGUAUUUGAGCAAAAUGAUGGAAUAUCUAGUGUAUUUCUUUGAGCGUACAGAGCCCCUGCAAGAUCUUGAUAGAUUAUUCUCAAAGGUUUCAGCAGAGUUUGAAGAGCAAUGGGCAAAUGGGAAAGUAGAUGGAUGGAAGAAUGAAGGUCAAGAAAAUGGACAUGUUUCUGAUGAACAUACUUCCAUUGAUCUUGACUACUAUAGUACAGUUGAAGAGCUUGUUGAACUUGGUCCUGAAAAAUUAAAGGAGGCAUUAGCUGCACUUGGAUUAAAGACAGGAGGCACUGUUCAACAACGUGCAGAAAGACUUUUCCUCACAAAGAAUACGCCUCUUGAAAAGCUUGAUAAGAAGCAUUUUGCAAAAGGUUCAAGAAAGCCUCAACAGAAUGGUGGUGUUGCUGUUUCAAAUCAAGAAGAUGAUUCAAAAAACAUUGCUCUAAUGGAAGCCAAGAUAGAGAAGCUAUGCGAGAUUUUGUCAGAGACAAUCAUGCGAACAAAAGAGAAUGUUGAGAAGAAACAGGCUUUGACUUAUGAGGAAAUGGAAGCUGAAAGAGAGGAUGAGGAAGUACCUGAUAUUGAGAGUGAUGAUGAGGAUCAACAAAUAUAUAAUCCUUUAAAGUUGCCAAUGGGUUGGGAUGGAAAGCCUAUACCAUACUGGCUAUAUAAGCUUCAUGGCCUUGGACAGGAAUUCAAAUGUGAGAUAUGUGGAAACUAUAGCUAUUGGGGAAGAAGAGCAUACGAGAGGCAUUUCAAGGAAUUUAGACAUCAAUAUGGCAUGCGUCGCCUUGGUAUUCCAAAUACCAAAAACUUCAAUGAAAUCACAUCAAUCGAGGAAGCGCAAAUAUUAUGGGAGAGAAUAAAAGAGAAGCAAGGGGUGAACAAAUGGAGACCAGAGCUUGAGGAGGAAUAUGAAGACAGAGAGGGGAAUAUUUACAAUAAAAAGACAUACACUGAUCUUCAACGUCAAGGCUUGAUUUGAUAUAGAGAAAGCAAUUCCAGUGAUUUUGUGAGGGUGUGAUGUGAAGUUUGUAUUAAUGAAGGGGCAUAAAGGAAAGAGAUUUUGAUCGGAAUUUUCUGAAUGAUGUUAUGUAUGACCAUGAGUUUACUUGUUUUUUUUUUUGUGAUACUUUGUAGUCAAAUUCUAGUUUUUAGAUAUUUAUACAUACAAGUAAACCAGCCUCUUCUCAAUCUAUUUGAUAAUUUUCAUGCA